This is a messenger RNA of Aedes albopictus (Asian tiger mosquito), 1767 nucleotides long. Its product is annotated as ADP-ribosylation factor-like protein 13B. Gene Ontology annotation, cellular component: non-motile cilium; ciliary membrane. The transcript has 6 exons. The record is from RefSeq and is a predicted model, not a curated record. Lineage: Eukaryota; Metazoa; Arthropoda; Insecta; Diptera; Culicidae. Gene Ontology annotation, molecular function: GTPase activity; GTP binding. Gene Ontology annotation, biological process: receptor localization to non-motile cilium; non-motile cilium assembly. The coding region runs from base 377 to 1453 and encodes 358 amino acids.
UUGAAAUCUUUCAUUUAACACAUUGGUAGCUUUCAUAGGAUUAUUAUUUUUAUAGAAAUGAUUUUCCUUAGGCUGGCCAAAACUGGUGCCGGCACCCUAAUCCUAUUCCAUCUGGCGUUGGUAUAUGCAAAAAGUCAGAGUAACUGCCACGUGUUGCACAUUGUUUAUUGUAUUACUAUGCUUGGUUGCCUUGGCAACCGCCACUGGUAACGGUUACUAUGCUAUGAAUAAACAAAAUAAAUUGUGUAAUAUUCAAUUACAAUAUUGUAAUAGAGUGCUAACAAGAUUAACGUCCAGUUAUAAAUCAACAAAGUUGAUUAACAUUACUUUCAUCUCGUGUCGCACCUAUAAUAUAUAAACGAAAUUGCUUUAUCCAAUGGGAAACUUGAUUCAACGCUGCUGUUCUUGUUCUCAACCAAACGAUGAAACAUUAGGACUGCUAUUGAUAGGACUAGACAAUACAGGAAAAACGGAACUAGCCUAUAAAAUAUGUGGAAAUAAGCGUGAUGAGUUUUUGCAAACUAAAGGAUGUCGGGUGUACAAUGCAAAUAUUGCUGAUGCUAAAGUCCAGUUGACGGAAAUUGGAGGAGCACCGGAGUUCCGAGACCUUUGGAAAUAUUACUUUUUAGAUAUGUAUGGCGUUAUUUUCGUGAUAGAUGCUUCCAGUAUCAACAACAUAUGCCAGUCUUACAAAAUAUUCAAAAACCUGAUGGCACAUGACUUCCUCAUAGGCAAACCUUUUCUCAUCAUUGCCAAUAAGCAGGAUUUGCCAGGUUCUGUGGAUUGCAUAGAUAUAUGUGAAUACCUAGACGUUGAGUUCCUAGCCAAUAAAUUUAGAAAUCCCUGCAUGCUGGAAGCAUGCGGUAACUGGGAGGAUGAGUCAGAUGAAUAUGACGGUCUGAUGCUUGGAGUCAAUUGGCUAGUGAAAACAAUUAUUUCCAACAAACAAUUCCUCACCAAUAGGAUAAACUUUCAUCGCGUUAUGCUAGAGCAAAGUUCAAAACUGUUCCAAAGUCAUCGCCCGUGCACCGGAAUCCGCCGAAAGAGUUCACGAUUCAGCAAAAGAGAGCUAAGACCGAAAACGGCUCCUUCGGAAUACCGGAGCUGGUUGAAGGAAAACGACAACAAUUAUCUAUCCAAAAGAAAUAGUUUUGCUUCCGAUCGAAGUGGAAAAAGUCAGAUCACCAAUGUGGGAACCACUGAAACAACCACGACAGACUCCAACAGCCAGCCAGACGGACUAUCGAUGGUCGAGGAAACUACUGAAAAUGCCGAAGUUGCCGAACGUGCCGAGGUUGCUGAAAACGGCGAAGUUGCUACGAUGAAUGAAAAUCACACCGAAACCAUAGUUCUAAUAACAAAUCUACCACCCGAAGAUUUAACCGUUGAGGACCUCUCUUUGACACUGCAUAAUUCCGAAAUUAACAAACGGAUGAACGGAAUUGCCGUUUAGCAAUAUUGUGAACCGUUUGUAACUUUCUCAUGUGCCAAGUAUUAUAAUUUGAUAUGUACCGCAAACAAUGGUAUUAAAACAUCUAAAUAAAAAAAUAGAUUUGUGUGAAUCCAAAGACAGAUUUUACUUUAUUCUGUUAUGUCAGUUUCUGUUCCAGUAUUGAUGGGCAAUGUCUCUAAAACCAGUAAGCAAAAAGAAUGUUGCAACAUUGUUUUUUUAGUCGUAGUUCAUGUGCAAUCUUUCAUGUAUUGCUUAUUGUUACAUCCUGGAGUUCGCCUAUCAAACGGCAUCAACUCACCAAAGUGAACCCUCUA